AUGCCUUCGAAAAAACGCAAACAACGACAACAACGAAAAUCAGAUAAAUAUAUGCUGCGAAAUACAAGAAAUCCACAUCCAUCACUUGUAACCAACAAAAAUUUGAACAAUAACACCGAAGAAAUAAGCCGAAUUUUUGAAUUGUCUACAAUUUCAUUAAUAAAUGCGAAAGAUUUAUCAACAGUAAAUCAAGAUUGUUUUUCUUCAGGUUCAGAAAAUAAUAACAUUUGUUCAUCAUCUAUUUCAAUAAUUCCUAAUCAAAAUUCAACUUCAUCAUCAACAAGAUCAGAUGAUUUAUCAACAGGUACAGUUAAUUUUGGUCACGAUCAGUCAACUGAUACUGUUGAAAAACACUAUAUCUCAACACUUUCGAUUAUUCUUAAUAAAAAUUCAACUUCAUCAUCAACAAGAUCAGAUGAUUUACCAACAAGUACAGUUAAUUUUGGUUACGAUCAAUCAACUGAUACUGUUGAAAAACGCUAUACCUCAACACUUUCGAUUAUUCUUAAUAAAAAUUCAAUUUCGUCAUCAACAAAAACAAAAAAUUUAUCAACUGGUGAAGUUAAAUCAAUUAAUUUAAAUCAAGAUUGUUUUUCUUCAGGUUCAGAAAAUAAUAACAUUUGUUCAUCAUCUAUUUCAAUCAUUCCUAAUCAAAAUUCACCUUCAUCAUCAACAAGAUCAGAUGAUUUAUCAACAGGUACAGGUAAAUAA
Molecule: messenger RNA, 711 nt
Organism: Rotaria sordida
Lineage: Eukaryota; Metazoa; Rotifera; Eurotatoria; Philodinida; Philodinidae
Source: the annotation of a GenBank genome assembly